Molecule: messenger RNA, 1434 nt
Organism: Notodromas monacha
Lineage: Eukaryota; Metazoa; Arthropoda; Ostracoda; Podocopida; Cyprididae
Source: the annotation of a GenBank genome assembly
UGUAGAUGCAAAUUUCUAGAAUAUUGUGAGAACUCGGAAGGUUCAUGCAACUAUACAACAUAAAAACCUUCAGUCGUAUCGUAUUCGUAUAUGACUACCUCAUAAAGUCAUAACUCUGAAGAUAUUCGGGCUAUAUUCCUAUAUUACUCUUCUGUGAACCGGAUUUUGUUUCGUUUUCGUGAUUCCACUGUAAACAUGAGGGAAGUUAUAUCCAUGCACGUUGGUCAAGCCGGGAUUCAGAUGGGCAAUGCCUGUUGGGAGCUUUAUUGUCACGAACAUGCCAUUGGGAAAGAUGGCUUGUUGCAGGACACACUUGGUGUGGGGAAGACUGAGAGUUCUUUUGCCACCUUCUUUCAUGAGACUGGGAAAGGAAGACACGUUCCUCGGGCUGUUCUCAUCGACUUGGAGCCAACUGUCAUUGAUCAGGUGAAAACCGGGGAAUAUCGUCAGCUGUUUCACCCCGACCAACUCAUCAAGGGCAAGGAAGAUGCCGCCAACAACUUUUCCCGUGGGCAUUACACAAUCGGCAAGGAAAUCAUCGAUCAAGUCGUGGAACGAACUCGGAGACUGGCUGAACAAUGUGCUGGGUUGCAGGGAUUCCUGGUGUCGCAUUCUUUCGGCGGCGGAACCGGGUCCGGUUUCACGGCCCUGCUCAUGGACCGGAUCUCGACCGAGUACUCCAAACGGUCCAAGCUCCAGUUCUCUGUCUAUCCUGCCCCGAAUAUCUCCACGGCUGUCGUGGAGCCCUACAACUCCAUCCUGACGACCCACAUGACGUUGGAGAUUGCCGACUGCGCCUUCAUGGUGGACAACCAGGCCAUCUAUGAGAUCUGCAAGCGGAACCUGGACAUCGAGUCCCCGUCCUACAGCAACCUGAACCGCAUGAUUGCCCAAGUGGUGUCCUCCAUCACGGCCUCGCUCAGGUUCGAGGGUUCUCUGAAUGUGGACCUCAACGAGUUCCAGACGAACCUGGUGCCGUAUCCCAGGAUCCAUUUCCCACUCGUCACCUACGCACCCAUUGUGUCGGCCGAGAAGGCGCAUCACGAGCAGCACAGCGUGGCUGAGCUGACUGCUGCCUGCUUUGAGCCAGCCAACCAAAUGGUCAAGUGUGACCCCAGGAAAGGGAAAUAUAUGGCCUGUUGCCUUCUUUAUCGCGGCGACGUGCUUCCCAAAGACGUGAAUGCAGCCAUUGCUUCCAUCAAAAGCAAACGGUCCAUUCAAUUCGUCGACUGGUGUCCAACUGCUAUAGCUGAAGCCUGGGGGCGAUUGAAUGCCAAAUUUGACAAAAUGUUUGCGAAGCGAGCCUUUGUUCAUUGGUACGUUGGCGAGGGCAUGGAGGAAGGGGAGUUCACUGUGGCCCGCGAGGACAUGGCGGCGCUGGAAUUUGACUAUGAAGAAGUCAGCAGGGACCCCGAGGAUUCCAUUCAAUUUUAA